Molecule: messenger RNA, 1151 nt
Organism: Trifolium pratense (red clover)
Lineage: Eukaryota; Viridiplantae; Streptophyta; Magnoliopsida; Fabales; Fabaceae
Exons: 1
Coding region: 162-878 (238 amino acids)
Source: RefSeq, a predicted model, not a curated record
ACGAAUAAUUGGUUUCAUCUUCAAAGCUUUGUCAACAAAUCCAACUAUAUAUAUAAAUCUUUAAUUUGCUUUCUACUUCCACAAAAUACAAAAUUUCAACCCUUUAAUUUGCUUUCUAAGUUCCAUCUACUCAUUAAUCUUUUAGUUCUACACGUGUGAUCAUGGAGAAAAACAUUAAGCUAAGGAACAAGAUCUUGAAGAUAUUACCAAAAACAAUGACUUUAACAUUUCAAAAUCAUCCAUUCAGUCCAGGUAGGGAUCAUCACAAAUCAAGACAAACUAGGCCUCAUGGUGGAAAGGGAUUUUCUGGGCCACUUGUAUCAAAAAAGCUGAAAGAAAUUAAUAGAAUUGAUUUUGAAGAACCUACUUCACCAAAAAUAUCAUGCAUGGGACAAAUCAAACACAAGAAGAAACAGAACAAAAAAGCAAAAGACAUAGAAGUUAAGAAACGUGUAACAACUUUUCAAAAAAUGUUGUUUCAUGUUGGGAAACCAAAAUCUGAAGGGAGAAAAAAAUCAGAUGUUAGCAGUGAGAUUCAUGAUAAGAAAUAUGCACUUGAAGAAAGAGCAACACAUGUAAAUCAAAUGAAACGUUUUGCUAGUGGACGUGGCACUUUUGCUAAUUUUGAUUGGAAGGAUCAUGUAGAGACUAAGCCAGAGGAAAUAGAUGAUUAUUAUUCUGAUGAAGAAAGAAUAAUACAUAGUGAUGAUGAUGAAGAUGAAGAUGAGGAAGAAUUUAUGAUUCCUUUUUCUGCACCUAUUUUGGUUGGUGGUGGUUAUGGUCAUGGACUUGAUUUGAAACCAAGAAAAGAAAUUAAUCUAUGGAAGAGAAGAACCAUGGCUCCACCUAGGCCUCUUCAAUUGGAUCCAGUCAAUUAAUUAGACCAAGUUAAUUGGUUCUAAAUUUGUUCAUUAAAAUGAAGACUUGUUUUUCUUUUCAUUAUUAUUUUAUUUUUUAUAUUGAGUUGAUUUAGUUUUUUAGAACAUUUUGUGCAUAACUACGGUAGAUUUAAAUACAAAUAUAAGUAUGUAAUUUUGUACAUUAAUUUUGUCUAUAAUUUAAAUUAAUACAAGAUACUCCCUCCGGUCCUUUUUAUAAGGAAUACUUAGGGUAAAAAAUUUGGUCCUUUUUAUAAGAAACUUUGACCAAUU